Messenger RNA from Xiphophorus hellerii (green swordtail), 2696 nucleotides. It is a transcript of the gene mettl4, whose product is annotated as methyltransferase 4, N6-adenosine. The transcript has 8 exons. The record is from RefSeq and is a predicted model, not a curated record. Gene Ontology annotation, cellular component: cytosol; nucleus. NCBI's taxonomy places the organism in Eukaryota, Metazoa, Chordata, Actinopteri, Cyprinodontiformes, Poeciliidae. Gene Ontology annotation, molecular function: site-specific DNA-methyltransferase (adenine-specific) activity; nucleic acid binding; RNA methyltransferase activity. Bases 188 to 1471 code for a protein of 427 amino acids. Gene Ontology annotation, biological process: methylation.
GUCAACACGAUUCACUUCCUGCUAGGAGCGGAUUACGUUCUUACGCUUUCCUUUCAGUAUCGUUUACAGAGAAAUCUAAUUUUCCACACACGUCCCUGAUAUUGACAAGGCGCGGCUCCACAAGACUAAACAAGCAAAUAACCAGUUCUUUAACGAUCCGCCCCGGGGCGAGCCUUGAACCUUCGUGAUGUCGGUGGUUCUUCAGAGCAACUCAGGCUGGGUUCUGGACUCCCAGUCGCUCAUUGACCGAGGCUACACGAGGUGCAUCACAUGGACAGGGCAUCAGAAAACACAUGUCAAGUGCAAUUUUAAAAGACAAUGCUUUCACAUAUUAAAGAGUCAUUACAACAUGAGUGGGAGAGUUGAUGGAGGACACACUGUUAUGGCGCAGAAAACAGAGAAAUCCGCAAAGAAGCGGAAACGAAAACAUGGUGAGCUCAACCAAGGAGAAAUUGAUGCAAAGGCUUUCCAUGAAAAGAUCAGGAGCAUUAUUCUGGAAGGAACCAAGGCCUUAGUGGACUCUGCCCAGUCACUUGGAUACCUGAGUGGAGAGACAGAAACAUCCCAAGAUCCUCUUCCCUCACAGGACUGCAGACUAGCAGCACUCUGCGAGAUAGCUAAAGAGCUUCCUCUGGUGGCCGAUGAAGAGCAGGAGUGGACACAGUCACUUCUGACGGAGGAAGGCGGUGCUUCACAUGUCGACCUGUUCUCCCAGGUGACGGAGAACAGCCAGGCCUGGGCAGCAGUGGUUCCACUGAUAGGAGAGGAGUAUAUAAUACCUCCUAACACUGCAUUCCUCCUCUCUGAUUUCACAAGAAUACAACCACUGGUACAAUGUGGGAGGAGAUUUGAUGUCAUCGUCAUUGAUCCACCUUGGGAAAACAAGUCUGUGAAAAGAAGUCGCAGAUACAGCUCUUUGCCUUCAUCCCAGCUGAAACGCCUUCCAGUCCCCCUCCUGGGAUCUCCAGGAUGCUUGGUGGUCACCUGGGUAACGAACAGGCCCAGCCACCUCCGAUUUGUCCGUGACGAGCUGUACCCACACUGGGGUGUAGAAGUUGUUGCUGAAUGGUUCUGGGUCAAGGUCACCACAUCGGGGGAGUUUGUGUUUCCUCUAGAUUCACCACACAAGAAGCCAUAUGAAGUGCUGGUGCUGGGUCGGUAUCGUCCUGCCAACGACCACACGAGCCCUUUACAAACCGCAAACGCUCCAGUUGAAGAUAAACGUUUGAUUGUGAGCGUCCCCUCGGCCUUGCACUCCCAGAAGCCAUCACUGUCAGAGGUUCUGAAGUUGUAUGUUGGAGCUGAAGCCAAGUGUUUGGAGCUGUUUGCACGGAGUCUUCAGCCCGGGUGGACCAGCUGGGGAAACGAGGUGCUGAAAUUUCAGCACAUCAGCUACUUCAACCUGGAACCUGCAGAUACCUCUAAAGCCGUGGCCACAGAAGACACUGCGGACAACCCUGCAGAAACAUGACUGCAGAUAUCCUGUGAAAAGUGACUGUCUUACUGCAUCCAGCCUUACUAGUAACUGAGCAAAUGACCGAAGUUCAACACCUGUCGGCUGUUUUUUUUUCUUUUAACUUUGUUUUUAAUAAAGAUUUUGCUGCUCCUGCAUCACUUUUUGAUCUAUAAUCUGCAUGCAUGUGGGACCUUUGAUUUAUCUUUUUUGGUCUGGAUGAAUCUUAAGGUAGUGAUGAUGUUGUUUGAGAGAUGAAAGCAUUUCUCUGCAGCUGUUUUGAACCCAACUACUUCCCACACAGCAAUCAGACUCCCAACUCUCCAGGUUUUUAGCCUUUUGAGUACUCCUUGGCACAGCAUGUGUCUUAGGGAAGAUCAAAGUAUUGCUAUUUUUACUCUUUCUAUGCUGUUUUAAGCUGAAUUUCUAAAUGCGGUUGAGAAAAACGUUUCUGAAACAGAGGCUUGUGCUGCAAGAGACGGUCUGCUUCUAAAGCAUCAUCCACAAUUUGUCCACAAUUCGCUUGUACUGUCAGUUUCAGCUAAAAACAAAAUGCUUUCACAUGUUUAACUGGUCCUUUGCCCAUUGGGUGGAGUCUUUCUAAUAAAUGUGGUGGAAGAGCAUGGCCUCAUCUUCUGCUCUCUGAGGAAGAUGAGGAUGAGUUAUUGUCUCUACAGCACACCACACAUCAAAGCUAAUGAAGCUAGAAUGUGACUCCAGCAAAAUCACCUACAUGUUACUGUCAUCAUGCUGUCCAUCUUCAACACAUAGACUCAUAAACAGACACAUAUUGUGCAUAUGAAAGACGACAAGCAAGAUCAUACUUGGUUCUGAACCAAUUUCUCACUCUUUUGCACCAUAUCCACCAUGAGCCUUUUACAUUACUGCUGUGCAGCCAAACUAUGUUGUAAUCUUUUGAAGUGAUCAGCUAUUUUUGCUCUGUGGUUAGCAUAUCUAAGUGACAAGCAUCACAAAAACGUAAUGGUAAUGCCACUGAAGUUGUUUCUACAUUUAUACUGGCAAAGGAUCUCAAUUUACAUGAGCAGAACCUGUAAAUGACUGUAGGUGAUGUCUCAUGUUUUUAAACAUUCAUAUCAGUCUGCAGCUCAGAUGAAACUAUUGUAAUCUGAUUAUUUAACUAACGAUAACCUGUUUAAAAUGUGCAAUUUUUGCACGAAUAUUCAUUUUUAUUUCACUUGACUUCAGUGACAUCAGUCAAAAGUCUGAAUAAAAUGUGUUUUGA